Botrytis fragariae is the source of this 789-nucleotide messenger RNA. RefSeq names its product putative ibr finger domain protein. The record is from RefSeq and is a predicted model, not a curated record. The transcript is spliced from 3 exons. The coding region runs from base 1 to 789 and encodes 262 amino acids. Gene Ontology annotation, molecular function: ubiquitin protein ligase activity; ubiquitin conjugating enzyme binding; zinc ion binding. Gene Ontology annotation, cellular component: ubiquitin ligase complex; cytoplasm. NCBI's taxonomy places the organism in Eukaryota, Fungi, Ascomycota, Leotiomycetes, Helotiales, Sclerotiniaceae. Gene Ontology annotation, biological process: ubiquitin-dependent protein catabolic process; positive regulation of proteasomal ubiquitin-dependent protein catabolic process; protein polyubiquitination.
AUGGCAGAUUCUUCCUCACGUCGGGCAGCCAACUUGAGAAAUAACAGACAAACAGGUAGCAACAAGAAUCCAGCUCAACUCAAAUGUAUUGUUUGUGGAGAGUUCCAAGAUUUUCAACAGAUGGCUACAUUCCCUUGCGAUUGUGUGUAUUGCAGCACUUGCCUCCAAAGACGUUUCACUCGCGCGAUAGAGGCUGAGUUCAUGUUUCCUGUCAAAUGCUGCUGGGAUUUUAAUCUCACGCCUUUUCAUCAUUUAUUGCCUCCUGAUAUCAUUCGCGACUAUGAAGCCAAGAAAAUCGAAUACGAAACCGUUGAUCGUACUUAUUGCGCCAACAAAGUUUGCUCUGCUUUUAUCAUGAAGGAAAAUAUCAAAGGACAUAAAGCUUUCUGCGCCAAGUCGCCAUGUAAUACGAUAACAUGCACAAAGUGUAAGAGCGGAUGGCAUGAUGGAGAAUGUCCUCGCGAUCAGGAUCAAGAGCUAGUUCUUGCCGAAGCCCAAAGACAAGGCUGGAAACGAUGUGCGAAAUGUGGUAACUUGAUCGAAUAUGUCGAUGGGUGUUGCCAGAUAGAAUGUCGAUGCGGCUAUGAAUUCUGCUAUUGCUGCGCCGCGCCAUGGGAAACUUGUCUCUGCAAUCAGAUUGACCUUGAUCGAUUACUCGGAGCUACCAAUGGGUAUGCAGGUAACGAAAAUUCCAUAGAGGUCAAUGAAGAUGGUGAAGACGGUGAUGAAGGCAGUGAUGAAGACAGUGAUGAAGACGAUGAUACAUACGCGGAUCUAUCUAAGGACUAA